AUGGGAGCUCAAAUUCAAUUCCGAAUAAAUUUCCUGACAGAUACGGUAGAUAGGAUCCGCCUCGAUACGGACGUUUUUAUCUGGUCUCAUCACACCACAUCAUCCGCGUUCAUCAUUAGAAUGACUACACGACGCCGAUAUGGCACUUAUGGAAGAGCCGUCACAUUGCCGGCGCCCGUACUUAGUCCUACCGGUGACUGGCCACGGCCGACGGAAUUACCAUGGAGAGCUCAUGUGCAACCGCCAUCAACAGCAGUUCAACCGCCUGUAAUACUUCCUAUUGAGUCACCGAGCAGACGUAUAGAGGCACGGUUGAGGCAAAGAAUGAUCAACGAGAGACUUCGAGCUGUGCAUGUUCCAAUCGCUGGCGAUGAUGGAAAAGCAUCAAUUCAAGAGCUCAUGGAUCGAUAUUUGAAUAAAUCCAGAGAGUCGAUCACACGACAGAGCACCCCACCUUCACCGACGACGAAAAAAGAAAUUGAAUCCGAAGAGAUUCGAAAGUUGCUCAAUAGGUACACUUCUCCAGGCGCUGGAAGUCAUCACGAGCCAGAAUUAUUGCCUGAUUCAACGACUCUUGAAGCGGAACCUGAUGAAGAGGCAACAAAGGAAAACUUGGAACAACUUCCACCGCUUCCGAUGACAGACAAUGAAACUGAUGGACGUAUUCGGUGGCGUACUGAUAUCAAACAAAAGAAUUCCGAAUCAAGCAAGAAACCGAUGAAUGUGUACUCCACCAACACUACUCGCAUGCCGGUUGGCGGUGGGUCGUCUUCCCGCUCGGGGCGCUUGGCGCGGAUUAGCCAGAGUAAUAUACGGCCGUUCGGCUCGGGUGGUGUUGGUGGCGGAUAUGGUCCCGGUGGUCAUCCUCUCUCGGGACCAGAUCCAUCGAGUCCGACGAAGAAAGAGGUCAAGCAUCGAUUUGAGAUCACCAAGAAAUUAGGCUCUGGCACGUAUGGAAAGGUCUCGUUGGCGUUCGAUCACAAAUUUGAACGUGAGGUAGCCGUGAAGUUGAUUAAGAAGAGUGCAAUUGAGAACAAGGCUGACCUGAUUCGGAUACGACGUGAAAUUCGGAUAAUGUCGGCUUUACAUCAUCCGAACAUCAUUCAAAUAUAUGAAGUGUUUGAAAAUCGUGAGAAAAUCAUCCUCGUCAUGGAAUACGCUUGCGGUGGUGAGCUCUACGACUAUGUGUCGCAUUUUGGAUCGUUGCCAGAGAGCGAGGCACGACGUAUAUUUAGGCAAAUCACUUCAGCUGUACUAUAUUGCCAUAAGCAUCAAGUGGCGCAUCGUGAUCUCAAGCUCGAGAACAUCCUGCUCGACCAGGACAAUAACGCUAAAAUCGCUGAUUUUGGAUUGUCCAACUAUUUUGGGAAUAAGACACUUUUAACCACGUUCUGCGGCAGUCCCUUAUACGCAUCCCCGGAGAUCAUCAAUGGGACCCCAUAUCGAGGCCCAGAGGUGGACUGCUGGUCUCUGGGAAUUCUUUUGUACACACUUGUUUACGGUUCUAUGCCUUUCGAUGGUCGAGAUUUUAAUCGAAUGGUCAGACAGAUAAAGCGUGGAGCAUACUAUGAACCAGACACACCGUCAACAGCUUCCAUGCUCAUUCGUAACAUGCUUCGAGUGAAUCCAGAACGUCGCGCUGAUAUCUUUGAUAUUGCAAGUCAUUGGUGGUUGAACCUCGAGGAAAACAUGCCUGUGAUCCAAGAGUUACCAGAAAAUCAGAUCACCGAUCACACACCACUGACGGAGAGAGCGGAGACGAUGAUCGUGCAGGACCUUGCCGAUGAGACCGACGUGUUCAUGGAAUUCGGUCACCUAAGCAACGAAACUCGCAAAAAGAUCGAAGAGUUUCGAAGACGACGGAAACAAGCCGAAGAAUAUAAUGAGAAUUCACCGGUUAAGCCGCCGAAGGUUCGGAAAGACGGUGAACCUGAGGUUGAGAUGAGGAGUGAAGAGAAGAGCCUACGCGGCGUAAAGGAAGAUGCUAAGAAACAAAAGGAAAAGGAAAUUAAUGACCCAUUGGAACGACUACGCCAAAUCGAAAACCGAUUGGGUCAACAAAGAACGAAGCAACAGCUCGGGAAUGUCCCGAAAACGGCUGCUCCCGAUAAAGAAGUCCCAGGAUCGUAUAAACCACUCGUGAACGAAGACCAUACACCCGCAAAGCCGACUACUAAACCAGAACCACAACGGGAAUCAUCUCCUGAACAGCCGGAGGAUCCGAAAUCGGCUCGGAAUGAACCUCCUCCACGAGCUGACAAAUCAUCUCGUGCUCCCUCAUUUGUCCCCGUGAGUGAACCUGAACCCACCACACCACCUCCAAAGCGCUAUAGCAACAUACUGCGUACUCCAAUGUCCGCCGCUGCGUAUCGCCUCGAGGUGGACUCCUUGAACAUGCUGAUGAAUCAGGUACUAGAGCAGAUGGAAAAAGGGCCAGUAAGCCUCAACCUCGUAGCCAGAGUCAAGGCUCAUCCAAUGUAUGACUCAAGGCCAAUGGUAAAAGAACUACUGGAGAGCAUUAUGGCUGCCCAACCGGAAAAGAUCCAGCGAGAAACCAGUAAACUUGUCCAGCAACAAAGCCAGGAUGUUGCUCGAAAACAACAAAAAGGUGGUCUCGACGCUACGAAAGGUACGGCAACUGUCACUGCUACAAAACGAGCGGAAAAGUUGGCACGCGCCGUCCUUGCAGAACGUCCCUGGGUCAGUGUUGAGGUUGGGUUUGAUCCAGAGGAAGAGUCUGAGGUGGAAUUGGGUCAUCAACAAUCCAUUGCAAGCAACGCUACCGAAGUCACAGUUCAGUCCACCUCGUUUGAGGAUAGCGAUGAUCAACACGAGAACGUGAAGAAAAUAUCCACAUCAAACGAUAUGCAAAUGGAUCGUCAAACGCAGACCGUUAAGGAAGAAGAAGAAGCGGAAACGGACGAGGAUGAGGAGUACACCGAUAGUGAAAUGGAGGAACUAGCAGAUGAGGUGGAACAGGUUGAGCAGAAGAUCGUUGUCGAGACUUCGGACACACUUCCACCACCGGAUCCUGUGGUUGCACAACCACAAUUCCUCGACGCAUUCGAUCGUGGUUUGGCGAAACGACAGAGCAAAGGGAAAUACCAGCACAGUCGCGUUGACAUGUAUGGCCGUGGUGUAUCAACGGAGUGCGAAUCGCCUACGCUGCCGCGAAAGCCCCUCGGGGGACCACAACCUACGCAAGAACAAUCACCUUUUCUCUUCGACAAAGCGAAGAAAAUCAUCAUGCAAUAUCCUGGUCGUCCGGAUCUUUCCGAAAUUGAAGAUGGGUUGAUUAAGAAGAAAAAAGAUUGGUUGAAAACGCAAGAUCCAGACCAACAAGGUGGAAGCGACGCUAGUGUCACGCCCACUCCCAGUUGUGUUGGAUCAGUUCCACCUAGAACUCCCCCACCGAUGGAUCAUGAACAUGAGACUCGUAGUGAAGAAGCGGCAAGUGAUGAAUCCGACGAAGAGGAGGAAUCAGAAGAAGAAUCGGACACUGAAAUUCAAAGCCGCCAUCAUCGUGGCCCAAUUAUCGGCGAAGUGAGGAGAGACGGAGAUAAAAUUGAAGUGAAAGCGACGGAUCUGGUGGCACGGAAGCUCUCGUACAUGCAAAGCGCUCCGGCUAGCAUUCAUACCUCACCAUCACCAGAACCAAGGACUCCCACAUCGGCGACACGGUAUUACACUGCCAUAGCCGAACUCAAGCUACAGGCGCCACCAGAGCCGAAACCGUACAAAAGGAUGAGCGGAAGCAGUCUGGUCACUACUCAGGCAACAAUUGAACCAAAGGCAACUGUGGAAGAGCCUGAAAAACCGAAACCAAAGGAAUUGAAACCAGCCGAAGAAUCACGACUCUCCUACACAAACCCACUGUUUCGUCCGAGCAAUGCCUACAGUGCAUGGCUCACGCCAUUCACGACUACUGGUGGCAAAGAGAGCUGGGAAACCGCGGCCGCCUUCAUUCGACGAAAGAAUCGGGACCGUCGAAAUCGGAAUCGGACCAUUGGAGCACCUGAAGAAUUGCUACGGGAUCUGGACAAAGCAACAGAAAGCGUCUACGAUGAACUACCAAUGUCUGCCGGUCUUCAUGCUCCGUACACACCGACGGGAGUGGACAGUUUCUAUGCGCAUCACGCAGCUCUACCCGGCUCUUCUGUUUUGAACUACGUUCGCCCACGCUACAACGACGAAAGCUACAGACGACACGACGAGAGACCUUUGUCUCCCAAUCGUCCGAAUACAAACGCUGCGUUACUUCGCGAAGAAUUUCGCUCUGCUUACGAUCCUUCUCAGGAUUACAACAGAACCAGCAGUUAUGGUACUGGAGAUGUACGCAACUAUUAUUCAUCCAAUGCUAGUUCGAGUUAUUCGAAGAAACUUGAUGAGAAUCAGUCAUGGGCAUCCGAACCGCGACGUUUCGAGGUGUACAAAACGAGGGCGGAGAGGGACGCCGAGAGGAACACCUAUACGCCGAGUGGUGCACCAUCGUAUCGGCCAUCGUCGUACUAUUCCUCGGCCAGUGAUCGUCCGUUGACCAAUUUUGCUGUCAGAAAACCAGAAGAUUCGUACAAACCAGACGCGUAUCGAGGUGCAGAGAGUGCAUAUAGAAGAUACGAUGAUAGUUAUGGCUACAAAAGGAUCCCGUACGAAUUUGAAAAAGGAGCUACACCUGCAUCUGAUACCUACGCUCCGUCAGCAGCAUCGCAUGUAACGGAUCCAAAUCCUAUAGUUAUGAAUAGGUUCCGUCCAACAGCACGUCGUACGGAGGAUCGACCUUCGUAUAUUCGUACUCGUUCUAUGGAUCGCAAACAUCCGAUGGGGGAUGAGUUCGACUAUACGGAACCGAUACCGGAUUACACUUACGUCAAUUACCAUGACACAUCCAAUGGAAGAGCAACAAGUGUGUCGAAAGAUGAUAAGGGACAACCGAGAAGUAUUCUGAAGAACAAACAGAGUGUUGAUAUGGAACAGCGUGGGAUACCGGACGAAUCCAAUAGUACGAUCGCUCGAAACGAACAGGGCAACGUCGGGCCGGUGCGCUCGGUAAUUGAUCGUUUGCGAAGACACUUAUCUCUUGAAAAGAGCGCAUCUCCUCAGAGACAGACGGGUCCUCAACAAACGAUGAUGGGUAGCAGCGGUAGCUCAAGGCUCACCACAAAUUCGAGAGAUUCUCACGAUCGAGCUGUUGAAGAUAAUCCGAAAAAGAAACGGUCCUUGUUGUCUUUCAAUCGAAGGCGAACUAGUGAACUACGUAUGGGUUCUGAUGGGAAACUAGUAACAAAUGGGUAUGACGAUGUUGCCAAUUACAAACGACCAAGCUCACCUAUUGAUAAGAUCAAAUCUUUAUUCCGUAGAAAUGAUACUUCGCAUGUGACCUCUCAACUAGCAGGCAGCGACUAUUAUCCAGGACGCUAUACAUCAACCAGUACAAACGACAAAGUGUAUGGCGCUUAUCCGUCCACGAAUGUGGCUGCUGCACGUGAAGCGUAUGUUCCACAGUACCGAAAGUACCCAGGUUCUACAACACGGGAUCCUGCAUCGGUUCUGAACAGAUAUAGCUACACUCCUGGACUAACCGAUCAACGACGUCACUGGAAUUCAUUGUGCUCUCAAGGAUUCACUGGUAGACGUCUUCAGGUGAUACAUUGCUUAUAUCUAACACUCUCGUUUGUAUCUAUAACUGCUCGUCUAUUCUCAAUAAUGAUACCAACUAAGGGAUCUGAUCAAGUCGUGGAGAUGUCUAAUGAAGAUGCUUCUCGUCUUCCUUCUGCUGAGCCUCACAGGAAUGAGAGCCAUUCUAGCGAAGAAGUAGUUAAGAAAAUCUGCUUCGCUAGUGGUUGUGAUGUCAACUCACAUCCGAUUUCUGGAGACGUGGCCAUCCCGGAUCAGGAAUACCUGGAUCAGCUUAUCAAGGACAAAGGUGACCUUCGCUCGAUCCAUGCCGUGCCGUUCCGUCACUUGGGCAGACUGAUCGACAGAGAGAUCGCUCGUGUCGUUGCCGCCAUGUCAGCGCAAGUGCACAUCGAUGAUGCUACAACUGAAGAGGAACGCGGUGAGAAAGUCUGUCUCACCGAAAUGAUACUCGUUCCAGUUGAUCGUUAUCCUAGGUACAAUUUCGUUGGGCGUAUUCUUGGUCCUCGUGGAAUGACAGCUAAGCAGCUGGAAGAGGACACUGGCUGCAAAAUUAUGGUUCGAGGCCGUGGCUCAAGUCGCAUGAGUGGUUCUCGUCGUGAACGCAACAAUGACACCGAACCUCUUCACGUGCUAAUUCAAUGUGAAGAUUACGAGAAGAGGGCUCAGCAGAAAAUGAGAAACGCAGUCGAGGCCAUCAAUCAGCUUCUGCACCCACCGCCUGAGGGCAAGGAUGAGCUGAAACGCAAGCAACUGAUUGAGCUCUCGAUUAUCAACGGCACCUACCGUCCAACAUCUGCUACGAAAAGUGCAAUGCGUAACUCAGAAACAUCAAGACCCUCGUCUCCUGCGCACUUUCCUUCGGCGAUAGAUAACUCGUCCUAUUCGGAACAAGCUCGUCUUCUUUCCCAAUUCGCCGAAGCAGCGAAACAAGGCAAAAAGAACGAACUAGAGGAGCAGUACGCUGCUCUCGCUCAAAUGCUCACAGCGAUCAACCCAGUGCAGCAACCAAAUAACGUGAAUUGCAACUACUACGACUACUACAAAAACCUGCUUUCGUUCACUCUUAGUGAUCCAGGAUUUCUGACCACAUUGCUGCAGUCGCUUGACCUUUACGGAAUGGGAAUCCGUUCAGGAAUCCAUCAUGCUCCGCAGCAUCAUCAUCAUAUGGUUGGACAAGCGGUUUCUCCAAAUCCGAUUCCGCACGCGAAUCUGCAUCAGUAUCUCACAGCGGCUGCAAUGCUUAACUCUGUACCUUUUCCUAACGAUGGAUCCGGCGAUUGUCCUAAGAAUAAGAUUCGCAAUUCCGCCUAG
Messenger RNA from Necator americanus (New World hookworm), 6948 nucleotides. RefSeq lists its product as uncharacterized. Gene Ontology annotation, molecular function: ATP binding; protein serine/threonine kinase activity; RNA binding. The record is from RefSeq and is a predicted model, not a curated record. The transcript is spliced from 66 exons. Gene Ontology annotation, biological process: protein phosphorylation; intracellular signal transduction. The coding region runs from base 1 to 6948 and encodes 2315 amino acids. NCBI's taxonomy places the organism in Eukaryota, Metazoa, Nematoda, Chromadorea, Rhabditida, Ancylostomatidae. Gene Ontology annotation, cellular component: cytoplasm.